AUGGCGGCGGAAGGAUCAUUGAGGAGGUUAAGGAUUGCUUGUGAGAGGGAAAAGAGGACUCUGUCAUCGACUGCACAGACCACAAUUGAGAUUGAUUCUUUGUAUGAAGGUAUUGAUUUUUACUCGACUAUUACUAGAGCGAGAUUUGAGGAGCUGAACAUGGAUUUGUUCAGGAAGUGUAUGGAGCCAGUGGAGAAGUGUUUGAGGGAUGCCAAGAUGGAUAAGAGCAGUGUUGAUGAUGUGGUUCUCGAGCUUUAUAAAAGCAUCGACCCAGAUGAAGCAGUAUCCUUUAAAGAGGGUCUUAAAGAGGUUUUUCAACGACCAGAAAACCAGCCAAAAAUGGCGGCGGAAGGUUCAUCACACUGGUGUAAAGGGAGGGGAAAGUGGGAAGGGAUACAAAGAAAAUCGGUGGAAGGAGGAGGAGAUCGAAAAUUUUAA
Nicotiana tabacum (common tobacco) is the source of this 438-nucleotide messenger RNA. NCBI's taxonomy places the organism in Eukaryota, Viridiplantae, Streptophyta, Magnoliopsida, Solanales, Solanaceae. The record is from RefSeq and is a predicted model, not a curated record.